Trichomycterus rosablanca is the source of this 2405-nucleotide messenger RNA. RefSeq lists its product as uncharacterized. Gene Ontology annotation, cellular component: nucleus. The transcript has 8 exons. Gene Ontology annotation, molecular function: histone deacetylase activity, NAD-dependent; NAD+ binding. The record is from RefSeq and is a predicted model, not a curated record. The coding region runs from base 110 to 1303 and encodes 397 amino acids. NCBI's taxonomy places the organism in Eukaryota, Metazoa, Chordata, Actinopteri, Siluriformes, Trichomycteridae.
AUGCAGCUCUGUAGUGACUGAUAGAACAGGCAGGAGGAGACUGAUACUGAGCUGCUCUUUAACUCAUCUUCUCAACAGUGCAAUCUAACCAUCAUAAAUAGGCGCAGGCAUGAGUAAAGCAAGGUUAAGCAGGGAGAGACGGAGCAGCCAGCCUGGUUUUAACAGAGGGACCUGCAGCUCCAUUGUCUCUCAAGAAUCGGAUUCAGCCUUCUCCCAGCAAAACAAACCUUCAGAAUCUGGCCUUCUUAAUGACCUCAGCCACAUGAGGGUCAGUGAACAGCAGGCCUCCUCAUCAAGGAAAGGAAGGCCAUCCAAAGCUGGUAAUAAUGUCAGCAGGAGCUCAUUAGGGCGCUCACGAGGAGCGCUCGAAACAGUGGGGCGGCUGAUAAAGCUGGGGCGCAUACGUAAUGUGGUAGUGGUGGCUGGGGCUGGCAUCAGCACAGCAAGUGGCAUACCAGAUUUCAGGACACCAGGCACGGGUCUGUAUGCAAACCUGGAAAAGUACAACGUUCCCUACCCAGAAGCCGUCUUCAACAUCGACUACUUCUCUGAAGACCCUCGUCCCUUCUUCUCACUGGCCAAGGAGCUGUAUCCUGGCUGCCAUCGUCCUAAUUACAUCCAUUACUUUAUCCGCAUGCUGCACCAGAAAGAUCUGCUGCUCCGCAUAUACACUCAGAACAUCGAUGGACUGGAGAAGAUGUGUGGUAUUCCAGAUGAAAAACUUGUAGAGGCUCAUGGAAGUUUUGCCACUGCUGCCUGUCACCUGUGCUACACACCAUUUCCAGCAGAGGAAGCCAAGGAAGCCAUUAUGAGUGAUAAUGUCCCAACCUGCUCAUUUUGUUCUGCCACGGUCAAGCCGAAUGUUGUAUUUUUUGGAGAAGAUUUACCAGAAAAAUAUUUUCAACAUGAGGUGGAUUUUCCUAAUGCAGACCUGCUAAUCAUCAUGGGAACUUCUUUACAGAUCGAGCCCUUUGCCAGCCUGGUAAACACAGUAAAGUCCACAGUUCCCCGUCUGCUGCUUAACCGUCAUGGAGUGGGGCCAUUUCAGCAUAAACCAUUGAGAAGAGGAGACUACAUGGAGCUGGGAGACCUGGUGGACUCAGUCAAAAGAUUUGCAGAGAUCCUGGGGUGGCACACUGAGAUUCAAGACCUGAUGCAGAGCCAUGAGAAAAUGAGCAUCCCUAUGGUAAUAUCCACUCCGUCCUCAUGUAGUGAACAGCCGCCUGUCCAGCACAAAUCCUACUCAUGUAGCACCAGUGAAGAAAGUGACACCUCCGAAACUGACAGCAUGAGCACAGAGUAAUCGAGUAACUACUGUUAAGUAACCUCUAUAUCAGAGUUCUGCAGUUCAUAGCAGAACUCCACUUAUCAUUUUGAUACUGGGUGGUGCUGAUUGUCUUUUUUAUUUUUUUAAGUAGCUCAUAUGUGUAUGUACAUCUGUCUUAAGAGAUGACAAAUAAUAGCACCUCCUUAUUACUGAUCAUUUUAAUAUUGUAUGUUAUUGUGUAUUAAUUAUAUAGAUAAUAUUUGUUAAUGUUUAACUACACAAUUUUUCAUAAAUAUUAUUAAGUGCUGUCAAGUCAAUUCAGCCUUCUGGCAACCACAUAGUGUUUGGGUUUUCAGGCUUCAUAAUGGCUUAGGCUUAUGAUCUAUCCAUCCACCUUGACGUUUUAGGCUCCAGAUCAUUAAGAUCCUAAACAGAAGUUAGGAUGGCCUGUGUAAACAGUACAACAGGUAUGCCACAGAAAUUUGUGGGUCUGAAGGUACUCAGUAAAGCAUCUCACAGGCCCAGCUCUGAGAUGACCGUGCUAAACUAGCAUGGGAGGCGUGACCUCCUGAGUGUGUAGUGUCCCGCUGUGUGUUUUCACAGGCACUGUGGACUCCGAGCUGAGGCCUCCCUCCAAAACUCUAAUGAAUGUCUGCGCUUGGCAACAAAGAACCAAUAUCCUGCUGCUGUGUGUACAAAUGUGUGAAUUUAAGUUUGUGCAUUGUCAGGCUGAGUAGUCAACAGCACUGUCAGUAUGAAAAUGGCCAGUCAGUCAGAAAGCAGUUUUUACAUUUUGCACAUUUGUUCUAGGUUUAAUUUGACCAGUUUACAUUGCAGCAUACUUAUACAAGAAGUCUUAAUGUCUGAACGCUUGAUUUCAUGUUUUGUACUGUUCUGUAUGUUUAAGGGAAAUUUUUUUUAAUCAGGUCCUUGUUUAAGGAUGCUGAAUUGAAGUAGGAAAUAAUGUGUCGUUCUAAUAGAUGAUGCAUUUUUGAGGUUUGAAUUUAAACAAUUAGAAAGUAAACAUAUUUUACUCAUGUCUGUGUUUUAAUGACCAAAAUGCUGCUGUUGGGUAGGUGUCUUGUUUCUGUUUUUUAUAUUGUAUUUUUUUGUUGAGAUUAAAAAUAUUUAACAAGAA